AUGGGGGAUUCCGAUAGGGAUUCCGGGGGAGGGCAAAAUGGGAACAACCAGAACGGACAGUCGUCGUUGUCUCCCAGAGAGCAAGACAGGUUCCUGCCGAUCGCUAACGUGAGCCGGAUCAUGAAGAAGGCUUUGCCCGCAAACGCCAAGAUCUCCAAAGAUGCCAAAGAGACGAUGCAGGAGUGCGUCUCGGAGUUCAUUAGCUUCGUCACCGGAGAGGCGUCGGAUAAGUGUCAGAAGGAGAAGAGGAAGACGAUAAACGGAGACGAUUUGCUCUGGGCUAUGACAACUCUAGGGUUCGAGGAUUACGUUGAGCCAUUGAAAGUUUACUUGCAGAGGUUUAGGGAGAUCGAAGGGGAGAGGACUGGACUUGGGAGGCCACAAACCGGCGGUGAAGCCGGAGAGCACCAGAGAGAUGCUGUCGGCGAUGGCGGUGGGUUCUACGGUGGGGGGAUGCAGUAUCACCAGCAUCAUCAGUUUCUUCACCAGCAGAAUCACAUGUAUGGAGCCACAGGCGGCGGAGGUGGCGGGGAUGGUGGAGGUGGAGCUGCUUCCGGUAGGACAAGGACUUAA
This is a messenger RNA of Microthlaspi erraticum, 573 nucleotides long. NCBI's taxonomy places the organism in Eukaryota, Viridiplantae, Streptophyta, Magnoliopsida, Brassicales, Brassicaceae. The record is from the annotation of a GenBank genome assembly.